This is a messenger RNA of Zophobas morio, 3648 nucleotides long. RefSeq lists its product as uncharacterized. Lineage: Eukaryota; Metazoa; Arthropoda; Insecta; Coleoptera; Tenebrionidae. The coding region runs from base 227 to 3613 and encodes 1128 amino acids. The record is from RefSeq and is a predicted model, not a curated record. The transcript is spliced from 10 exons.
UAAAAAAAGUGAACUGACAUUUUCAAAAUGAGUGUUUCUCGUUUUUCUAGUUUUAGCCGUAUUGGCCCUAUUUUUCCAAUUCCAAUAAUGUGAGAAGUUGUUCAGACAACAUGAGUCAAAGUUUACACUAAUUUAAAACCGGCGUGUGGAUUUUUGCACUUAAAAAAUAAUAAGUUGUCAGAAUCAAGUGACAACAAUUUUGCGUCAAACGCAACCCAACAAUAAAAUGGAUUUCAAUAAUCUCUUGCGAUUAUUUAGAAAUACAGUCACCGGAAUUUUGGACUCGGAACACCAAAUUGAACAAGAACACGUGAAAGAAGCGUCGAGUAUUUUAAACAAGUUUGCGAGAUUACGGCUGAAUGAUCAUGAAAUAAAGUUGUUUCUUGAUGAUGUUCUUCGAUAUUUUGUUCUGUUGAACCACUAUAUGGCGCAGUUUGAGGAAAUCAACGCUUCUCAACAGUGUACUGUAAGAUUGGGGCUCGGAGUGUUUCUGUUCGUGUUGGAUAGUAUGCACAUUUACGGGAAAAUUAUUAGAAAAUUUCAAAAAAUUAUUGACGUAAUUACGGAAAAUAACCCGCGCAGCUUUAACAUAAAAGAGUUUUUAAGGAUUUAUUCACACUUAAUUGAUAAAAACCCAGUUGAAGUUUUGAGCAAUUUAGCAAAUAAGCAAAAAUCACUGCCUCUUUGGUAUAAAAUUAUUAAAACCACUGGUGAUAUUGAAACUCAAGCAAUAAUAAUUGAAGUAGUUCUUAAGCUUUUUAAGUCCAAUAAAUGUACAAACGUGGACGACAACUUCCUCGAAAUUAUACAAGCCGUGGACAUUUCGUCCCUAGAUAAGUCAAACAUGUACCAAAGCAUUCGCAUGAUCCUCGAUCAACUAAACGAAUAUUCAAAAAACAUUUUUUCCAUAAACUGUAGUGCAAUAAAGCUGGAUUCGCACCGCGUCGUGGAGUUCGAUGGCGGAGUUGACGAUAUUUGGUUAGAUUUUAAUUUAUUGGAGAACCGGUUGUCGUUCUUUUGCGACUACAAUUUCGUGGCGUCUAAAAUGAAAAUGUUCCCGACGUCAGCGACGUGGGAAGUGUUAUCAUUCCACGCCAGAGACGUCGCAAAUUUAUAUUUUAAUUACGACAGCGUCACCGAAAAUCUCAACAUGUCUUUUACGAUCAGCGCUCCUAAUAUUAAUUUGUUAGUUCGUUCCAACGGGGUAGCGGUUCACAAGAUUGAAAUUGUGGUGUCUAGGAGUUCGGAUCGUUUUUAUGACUUGGUGGAACAUUUACCGAAUGUGUUUCCUGGAGGGUUUUCGGCCGAAGCGCUGGGUAUUCCCUCCAAAAAGGAAUUGGACUCGUCAAGGACGCCUGAUAUUUCGCUGGUGGACAGUGAUGGUUCUAGUCCCAUUAUUGAGCAUUUUGAAAUGCGGGAAAAAAUUUCGGCUGUAGAUGCGAAUGCGGUGUUUGUUGAGUUGUCAGACGACGGUGAGGGUUCUGUGAUAGUAAUUUCAGACGAUGACGGCAAUCCACCCAUGAAAAGAAUGACUAAAACUGUUAAGGUAUUUAAUGGUAGCUUGAAGUCUAGUAACAAACCGCGGCGGAUUUCUAUGAUGCCAAGUACUUUUUCAAAAGACACUACACGUUACACAGCAGAUAAAUUAGGAGUUAUUGAGAUGAAAACAAGAAAAACUGCAUGCUCACAGCACAAUAACAAGUCGAAUAUAUUCGAUAAAUCCGUGAGCCCUCUGUCUUUUGCAGGAUCGUUCUUUGAAAGACGCAGCAGGCCACAGUCACGAAAUUCAGAAAUUAUCGAAAACAAUUUUUCAAAGGCAAUGAAAAUUUCAACCACAAAAAUAGUGGAAAAAAAGGAAAAAAUAUCGACAGUAAAAGACAAAUCCGUAAUGAAGAUAUCUUCAAGUUUGACGUCAACCAUUAUAAAACCAUACAAGGAACCUGAGGUUAAAGAAAACGAGAAACAUGUAGCAGGAAACUUAGAAAUCGAGGAGAAAAUGAUGGAAGCAACUUACGCGGAGAUGGAUUUAAACGCUUCUAUAUCCAAAGUUGAACACUGGUUGAAAAGUGUGGAGGUGGAGGUACCACUUCCGGUGGAUGACGUAGAACAUGUACCCGCAAAAAUACCCGAAAGCGAAGAUCUCGUACCUUCGAUUGGCGACAGAACGCCCCCGAACCUCUCACAAAAUGAAGAUCUACCUGACGUUUUACCCCCGGUUAGCGAGAAAAGCUCUAGCGGGCCUCCAAAACUGUCACUAAAUGGAGAUGUACGAGGUCUACCAGACUUGCUACCUUCGGUCAGCGAAAGAGGUUCGAGUGUACCAAUUGAGGAAAAAAUUGAGCGGAUGAUGGGUCAAGGGGAAAAUUUGAAUCCUAGUCAAGAUAAAAGCAAAGUUGAUGGUGCUGCCUGCGAAAAUACGGUUGAAGGUUUACUGAGUAUCUUGUGCAGCCAAGAAAGUAAAAGACGAGAGAAAAGUCAUGAAAGGAGGAAUUCAGUGUCAAAAAGUGUGGCAUCGGUGGAUAGCAAUAUGCCUUUGUCUGAAUUGGCGAAAGAGUUGAGAAGAAAUUGUGAGGCUAAAAACACGGGCGAUCACGGAAUUGAAGUGGAAAAAGAUGAUAGUGGAAAAGUUGCUAGGCAAAGUCCUGCUGUAGACAGUGUAAGUAGUUACGGGGACGUAAAUGACGUCGAUAAAAUAACUAGUGAGGACCUUCCUGUGAUUAAUAAUAUAGAGAAUAAGGAACUAAUCAGUAAAAACCGUGUCACUGAUGUAGUUAACACGGAAAAAAUAAGUGAUAUAGCUGCUCAUGAAAGGAAGAUAGACCAAACUCCAGAUGUAGUUGAACGAGACAUUCCACUCAAUAAUAGUUUAAAUAUUACCACAGAUCAAGUUUCCGCUCAAUCUAAAGCCAAACCCACACGUAAACUAUACAAUCCAGAAGACUUGUCGUACUUGAACUUGAGCUUGACCGAGUACUUGCAAUCAAAAGAUAGUCUUAACGUCACCCAAAAUGUCAUCCACAUACCCUCAACACCCUCCAGAUCGAAACCGACAAAACCUAAAACUAAAAAGCAGAAAGAAAACAGGCAAGAACAAACUACAGGAAGAAAACCGGUAUUAAAAAUAAUAAAAACCGGAGCUAUUAAAAAGCCGCAAUCUCAACUAAUGAUGAAGUCGUUGAAUACUCUGAAAGAAACAGUUCGUCAACAGAAAAAGCGGCUUAAAGGUAACCAAAAACCAAAACGUAUCAUGCCGUCGUCUUCUAGUUCUUCGUCUAUGGAACCUUUUGGUGUGGCCCUGAGCAACUUGCGAAAGGGAAAGCUAAAACCAUUGACGGUUGCGAAACGUCCAAGAGAAGAAAACCCGACUGAAGUACAAGAAAUCCAAGGUAACAAGAUACGUAUUAUUUCGGAUGUGGUGAUACAGCCAGCGGCCGUGCAUCCAGAGGUCGAAAAGCAUUCAUCAGAGAAGUGUUGCUGUGCACAGUUGGUUCGAAUGACCAGCGAAUUUUAUUUGCAGUUCAUAACACAUGUGAGCAAAACGAAUCCGAGUUUACUGUCAGGCGAUACUCAUAGUUGUAUUGUCGAAAUUUUGCGAGGUUCGGUAAAAUCUUAGUACUUUGUGAUUAUAUUAUAUAGUUUUUUAUACAA